AUGAGGAUGGACGGGAUCAUACAGAUGCUACCAGAACCGUUGAGAAUGUUCUCAACCCACAUUGAUUUUACCGGUCAGAAGGCCGCUGAAAGAACGUUCCAGGUCAUCAUCGUACUUGCUGGUAUAAUCGGCUUUGCCGUCGGUUUUGCAACGCAACAACUGUCGCAUGCCAUCUACACCGUACUUGGUGGAGCCGCGUUGUCUGCCUUGAUCAUCCUACCUCCUUGGCCAUUUCUCUUCCGUAAAAAUCCUAUUGUUAAUUUCGUACUAGCCUUGACAAUGUUACGAACGGGUGCAUUGUGCUUGCGCACUGCACUUCGACGAUCAUGGAUACGGUCAUCAUCCGCAGUGGUGGUUCCACGAAAAGCAGCCGUUUUCCAUGCCUCUUCGUUCUUAGUUAGUCCACCACAGCAGGCUCGGCUGUUCUCAAGCAGUUCUAACGGAGAAAAUGAUAAUCCUGCCGCGUCAGCAGAAGAGGAGUCUGGCACGUUAGAGACUGCUAUUGUCGAGGGAACUGAUGCUAGUGGAAUGAGCACUAUCAACAUUCCCGAUGUCUUUCCUAUUGUGCCUGUGAUUUCUAUAAAUCGCUAUCCGUUGUUUCCAGGUUUCAUAAAGAAAGUAGACAUAGUGAAGGAUGAUUCCCUAAAGCAAGUACUGCGAAACAGAGUUGCACUAAAACAGCCAUACGUUGGAGUUUUCGUCAAGCAGGAUGACGAGUUUGGUUAUACUUACACGAAUAAGGAAGAGGUUGUGUCUUCAUUAUCGCAGCUCUACAACGUUGGAUGUUUUGCGCAGAUCAUAGAAAUGCGUGACCACGGCAAGGUCUUGGAACUAGUAUUGAGUGCCCACAGAAGGAUACGCAUACUUGAACCCGUUGAGGAAGGAUCUGCUGAGGAACCUCACAAAUCUCUCAAUGGCCGAAGGGUAGGGUACAGGAAAAAGAGCUCACUUACACCACCGAAAGUCUUGCCUAACCCAACCUCAGAUCGAACCUCGGUUCUGCUGGCUCGAACAGAAAAUGUAAUCGCAGAACCUGCUGAACGAAACAAUGAAACAAAAGCGAAGAUGCAAGCUAUAGUUCAAACAAUUCGGUUUGUUCUUCUUAUAGGCUUCAUAUAA
Messenger RNA from Cooperia oncophora, 1119 nucleotides. The record is from the annotation of a GenBank genome assembly. NCBI's taxonomy places the organism in Eukaryota, Metazoa, Nematoda, Chromadorea, Rhabditida, Trichostrongylidae.